Messenger RNA from Chrysemys picta bellii (western painted turtle), 1349 nucleotides. RefSeq names its product integumentary mucin C.1-like. The record is from RefSeq and is a predicted model, not a curated record. Lineage: Eukaryota; Metazoa; Chordata; Testudines; Emydidae.
CUCCUCCUCCCCCCUGGCAGAGCUCGCCGUGUCAGCCGUGAGAAGCUCCGUUCAGCUCCGAGCCCAGCCCCGUGAGCCUCCGAGCACCAGGAUGGUUUCCUUCAUCCUCUGCCUUCUCCCUGCUCUCCUAGCUACAACGAGUGCAGAAACUACCCCAGGUCACACCCUGACAUGUAACACGUGCUUUGGCCAAACGAAGAACUGCAGUUUCAAUCCAGGAACCUGCCAAGCCAACAAGGCUACUGGUGGCUGCCUCUCCGUGGCAGAAGAUAGUACACUGGAUGGGACAAAGACAACGUACUUCUACAAACAGUGUCUGAGUAGCUAUAAGAGUGACAUCCAAGUCCCCAUCUCCUUCACUGUUGGGAAUGGCAAGUAUGUGAGGAUCAACACCACACGAUGCAACACAGAUAACUGUAACUCGGCUGUACCUGCAGUGCCCACGGGGAGCACCACCGAGAACGGGCUGCAGUGCCCAACCUGCUUCGCUCUGAACUUCACUGUCUGCAACAGCGCAAUCACCCCUUGUACCGGGGACGAGACCUAUUGCAUCGAUUUCUCUGGGCUUCUAUACCAAGAUUCAUCUCGUUCACCAUUUCAAGCAACAGGCUGCGCUACUGCGUCUGCUCAGGCCAUUAAACCUGGAACCACCCUGGCUAUGGCACUCUACACAUUUGACUUUUUUUGGGGGAAAUCUGUUCCAGCACAGAAAAUACCCACCAGCCCCCCUCCCACAACCGCUGCCUCUCUAGAAACAACCACCACCACCCCCAGCACAACCACCACCACCCCCAGCACAACCACCACCACCACCCUCUCAACAACCACCACCACUCUCGCUACAACCAACACCGCCAUCAAAACAACCACCGCCGCCACCCCCAACACAACCACCCCCCCCAAAAGAACUACCACAAACAAAACAACCACCAUCCACAAAACAAUGCCCACCUCUACAACCACCACCACCACCACCACCAAACCCACUACCUCACCCAAAACAACCACCUCAUCCAAACCCGCCCGCCCCGCCCAUGCAACCCACAGUGGAGCCAGCCCGGCUCUGGGGAAAUUCUCCUUUGCCCUCUACCUGCCUGGCCUGACUGGGCUGCUGCUGGUGAAGCUGCUCUCCUGACCCCGCCCGGCACGGCCCAUGCAGCUCCUGGUGCCUGUGAAUAAAGGCCUGAAGUCCCAGCUACCCCUCUCCGUGCUGCUGGGGCGAUGCAAAGGGGCUGCUGCAUAGCCAAGAGUCUGCCCAGCGUAUGGGUGUGCGUCUGUCCCGGUACCUCGCGGCUGGCUGGAAUCUCUCUGUGCAUUAGCAAAUUCACCGAAUAAAUCAGGAUCCAAAA